Maniola jurtina (meadow brown) is the source of this 1406-nucleotide messenger RNA. Its product is annotated as translocon-associated protein subunit gamma. The record is from RefSeq and is a predicted model, not a curated record. The transcript is spliced from 4 exons. Gene Ontology annotation, cellular component: membrane; endoplasmic reticulum. The coding region runs from base 160 to 711 and encodes 183 amino acids. Gene Ontology annotation, biological process: SRP-dependent cotranslational protein targeting to membrane. NCBI's taxonomy places the organism in Eukaryota, Metazoa, Arthropoda, Insecta, Lepidoptera, Nymphalidae.
UAAGCCAAAUGUCAUCGACGUCUGAGAGUUUUGAAUUUUCUCUUCCCCUUUACGCUUAAGUUUGUACACGUUUCACAUGCCAGUUUGAAUUAUUUACUUUCUUCAGUGGUGAAUUGCACUACAUUUGAUUAAAACACCAGCCAAUAUCAAGAUAACAUAAUGUCCGGGAAAGGAAACAAAGCAUUCACCAAAGAAGAGGAGUUGCUUCUUCAGGACUUCAGCAGAAAUGUUUCAACUAAAUCUUCAGCUUUGUUUUAUGGAAAUGCCUUUAUCGUGUCCGCUAUUCCUAUAUGGUUAUUUUGGAGGGUCCAUGCUUUAGAAGUAAGCACGUCAUUGGCUUGGUUUGCAUUAGUAACGACAGCUAGUACAUGGCUUCUGGCUUUGGCAUAUCGCAAUACAAAGUUCCAGCUGAAGCACCGCGUCGCCGUGCGUCGGGAAGAUGCUGUCGCCCGUGAAAUGGCUAGGAAACUAGCCGAUGAGAAGAAAAUGAGCAGAAAAGAGAAGGAUGAGAGGAUUCUAUGGAAGAAAAAUGAAGUCGCUGAUUAUGAAGCCACCACAUUCUCAAUUUUCUACAACAACGCUCUGUUCCUAACAAUUGUGAUCCUGAGCAGCUUCUACUUACUGCGCUCCUUCACACCUACUGUUAACUACAUAGUAUCCCUCUCUGCUGCGUCGGGUCUGCUGGCUCUGCUGUCUACAGGUUCCAAGUGAAAAGACUUGUUGUGAUUGUGAAGUGAAUGUGAAAUUUUUAUACUAGGCUCAUUGAUGUAAAAUAGAAACAAGAUUCCCAUAUUUAUAAAAUAAGGCAUAUAACACACUUAUGCUGAGUUGUUUAAAAGAGAUUCAAAAGUACAUACCACAAUCAAAAUAGUAUCGCACAAUACUUGCUUUGUUUUACUUUAAACUAAAAAGGGUUAAUAAACAACUCCACUAGAGUGUAUAACUCUUUCUAAUAUCACAAUUUAUCAAUUUUCAUGGUUUCUUUAAAAUAAUAUAUUCCUAGAACUCCAUGUGCCUGGGAAAAGAAACAAUACAAAAAAAUAAGAAAAAUUAAAUCCCAAUAGGCCAAAUUCUGUUGUUCUACAACUCACUUUAGUUUUAUUUUAUUACUAACUAGAAAGUGGUGGUCGUCCUUUCAGUGAAGAUUAAUCAUUAAACUAAUUUAAUCACAAGACUCCAUAGGUUUCUUGUUUCUCAGCAUUAGACAUAUUCUAAGAGAAACUAUUUUUUUUUUGGUAUUUUCGUAAAUAGCCUUACAGGACUUUUCAAGAUUAACAUGUUUUGGGAGAAGGUAUUUUAUAUCAAUGAUGACAAGAGUGUGUUAUGUACUCAGAUUUUAAAUUAUUUUGUUUGCGAUUUCUGUUUUUAAAAAUAAAAUAAGGGUAAGAAAUAAAAUAAUAAGCUUA